Scaptodrosophila lebanonensis is the source of this 2501-nucleotide messenger RNA. RefSeq names its product glucose dehydrogenase [FAD, quinone]. The record is from RefSeq and is a predicted model, not a curated record. The transcript has 3 exons. NCBI's taxonomy places the organism in Eukaryota, Metazoa, Arthropoda, Insecta, Diptera, Drosophilidae. The coding region runs from base 1 to 2100 and encodes 699 amino acids. Gene Ontology annotation, molecular function: flavin adenine dinucleotide binding; oxidoreductase activity, acting on CH-OH group of donors.
AUGGUUGUGGUGCCCGCUCUGGGCGCCGCAGCCGCCUCUGUGGGCGGUCUGCUCUUUAAGGCCAGUGCCGCAUCCAAGGCGGCAGCCACUGCCGGUGUAGCUGCCGUCGGUGCGUCCAAGCUGGGUCUGGCCAUUGCGGGCGCCAUCAAGCUGACCACCACAGUCAUUGGCGUGGGCAAGCUCACUAUUUUGCCCUUCCUGAUCGCAGCCAUUGCCUACUAUAAUUACGAUCUGUUCGAUCCAGAGAAUCGGCCGUUUAAUGUGAAACAGGUUGACUUGGCCUAUGACUUCAUUGUGAUUGGCGGCGGUUCUGCGGGCACGGUGCUUGCAUCCCGUCUCUCCGAGAUACCACACUGGAAGGUGCUUUUGCUCGAGGCUGGCGGUCAUGAGACGGAAAUAUCAGAUGUGCCGUUACUCUCGCUCUAUUUGCACAAAAGCAAAAUGGACUGGAAGUACCGCACCCAACCACAGGCAACCGCAUGUCAGGCGAUGAAGGAUAAACGCUGUUGUUGGACUCGCGGUAAAGUCUUGGGUGGCAGUUCGGUGUUGAAUACGAUGUUGUAUAUACGGGGGAAUCGGCGCGACUUCGACCAGUGGGCGUCAUUUGGCAAUCCGGGCUGGUCAUUUGAGGAGGUGCUGCCCUACUUUCGCAAGUCAGAGGAUCAGCGCAAUCCGUAUUUGGCGCGCAAUAAACGCUACCAUGGCACAGGUGGUCUAUGGACUGUGCAGGACUCGCCUUAUAAUACACCCAUUGGACCGGCAUUUCUGCAGGCCGGCGAGGAAAUGGGCUACGACAUUGUGGAUGUGAACGGUCCACAGCAGACGGGCUUCGGCUUCUACCAAUUCAACAUGAGACGUGGCUCUCGCAGCUCUACGGCCAAGUCGUUUCUACGACCGGCGCGCCUACGUCCCAACCUGCAUGUUGCGCUUUUCGCGCAUGUUACAAAGGUGCUUACGGAUCCACGAACCAAACGUGCCACCGGCGUUCAAUUCAUCCGGGACGGGCGCUUACAGAAUGUCUAUGCCACACGUGAAGUUGUGAUGGCCGCCGGCGCUCUUGCCACCCCACAGUUAAUGAUGCUCUCGGGCGUGGGGCCAGCUGAUGAGCUGGCCCGUGUGGGCAUUCCAGUGGUGCAGCAUGCGCCGGGCGUGGGUCAGAAUCUGCAGGAUCAUAUUGCGGUCGGUGGCAUUGCCUUCCUGAUCGACUAUCCCAUAUCGAUUGUGAUGAAGCGUAUGGUGAACAUCAAUUCGGCGCUGCGGUACGCCAUUACUGAAGAUGGCCCGCUCACGUCCAGCAUUGGACUGGAGGCGGUGGCCUUCAUAAACACUAAGUACGCGAAUUACAGUGAUGAUUGGCCCGACAUGAACUUCAUGAUGACCUCGGCUUCGGUUAUGUCAGACGGCGGGACGCAGGUGAAGACGGCUCACGGACUCAGCGAUGAUUUCUACCAGGAAGUAUUUGCCGAGGUGAACAAUAGAGAUGUAUUUGGCAUCUUUCCCAUGAUACUGCGCCCCAAAAGCCGAGGCUACAUCAAGUUGGCCUCGAAAAAUCCGCUGCGCUAUCCGCUGCUCUACCACAACUACCUCACUCAUCCGGACGAUGUGAACGUGCUGCGGGAAGGUGUCAAGGCCGCGGUGGCCAUGGGCGAAACACAGGCUAUGAAGCGGUUCGGCGCGCGCUUCUGGAACAAGCCAUUGCCCAAUUGCAAGCACCUGCCCCUGUACACCGACGAAUAUUGGAACUGCUUUAUACGGCAAUAUACGAUGACCAUCUACCACAUGUCCGGCACGGCGAAGAUGGGCCCGCCAUCUGAUCCGUGGGCGGUUGUAGACCCAGAACUAAGGGUCUACGGCAUUCCCGGACUGCGCAUCAUCGACGCCAGCAUCAUGCCGACGAUCACGAAUGGCAACAUCCAUGCGCCCGUCGUGAUGAUCGCCGAGAAGGGCGCCGAUCUCAUUAAGCAGCUGUGGCUUACACCGAGCAUAGGGCCGCAGGCGCAGCCUUCGCAGCAGUGGCGCAGCAAACGUGCGCUUAUCAAUGAGACGGAUAACGCGAGGAUGCCGGUGCAACAGUGGCCGCUGCCGGUGUCGUUCUCGUAGCAGCAACCAACGUUGGGGGUCCCGCCCAACGACUUGUCCAGGGAAUCGCUUAGUUGGGUAGCGUUUAGUUAGAAAAUUAUUGUGUGCUUUUGUUCCGGCAAACAAAUUUAAUUUAUUAAGCUCAUGUUCGCUUGCUCCACACUUACGGCUCCGGCUGCGACUCUGCCCCAGCUGCCCGUAUUAACCCCAUAGGUUUGGUUACCUCAUGUUCCCAGUGUUUGGUCUCCCCACCCCCGGACGCGUCGUUCUUAGUCACUAAGCGCUUCAUGUAAAUAUCCAGUCAUUUAUGCUAAUGUGUUUGUGUUUUGAAUUUUUUUUCUUCGCCGCGUACAUUUCAGUACCUCAAUUAGCUGUUAGUAAUCGAUUUUAAGUUGGAUGCGAAACAAAAGCAGUGUAAACAU